This is a messenger RNA of Fusarium sp. VM40, 606 nucleotides long. NCBI's taxonomy places the organism in Eukaryota, Fungi, Ascomycota, Sordariomycetes, Hypocreales, Nectriaceae. The record is from the annotation of a GenBank genome assembly.
AUGUCAAUUAUCCAACAGCACACGAGCGCGACGCUCGGCGACGCCUGGCGCACCAUCAACAUUGACGCCCUGGAAGAGGACUCCAGCGUCAACUUCGACAUUUCGACACUCCACCCACCGCAGCCCGAAAUCGAUGAGGCGGAAGUGAAACAGCUCUCUGGACAAAUUAGGCAGCUUCUACGGGGAGGCGAUUCCGAGGGAGCUUUGAGGGGAAGCUUGGAGACACCUGUCUACAACGGAACAGAUGCCGCCAAGGAUGCGCACUUGCAUACAAUUAUCGAGGUUCUCCAGUCGAUUAAGGCGAGCGAUAUGUCCCCUUUACUAAAGAGCAUCUACGGAUCCGACGGCGGCCACGAAUGCUUGGAUGUUCUGAUGAAAUACAUCUACAAGGGAAUGGCCACUGUUCACCCUGGAACAGCUUCGCGAACACCAAACAAGGUGACACCUCAAUCGACAGGAGGAUUCAGUCAAAUCGGUGGACGACCUGGUGCGAACGAGUCGGCAACAGCAGCCAUGAGUGUCCUCCUUAGCUGGCACGAGAAGGUUGUUGAGGUUGCUGGCUUGGGAUGCAUUGGUCGCACAAUGACUGACUGGCGCCGGGUUUAG